AUGUCGUCCCUCGCGUCGCAUUUCGCACUGUCGGCCCAAUCGCUUCCCGCCAUUCCUUCCGACUGCUUCCGCCCGAGGCAAGGCUCGAGUAACGGCGCGCGCUGCCAAUCGUCCCAGCUCGCAGUCACCGCCGCCCAGACUCGCCCGCUCGCGCCGUCGCUCCCGCCGCAGUCAACCUCCCGUUACAGUCACUCCCGCCGCGCGGACAUCGCGGCUCCUCCGCGCGUCAUGGCGGCGUACGCGGAAAGUGCGGCGGACGGCACGCCACGAUUGCCGAAUUCGUUUCAUGAAAUCACGAGCGAGCAGGAGCUGGAUUGGGUCCUCAAGGACGCCGCGGAUUGCGGCGACCUCGUUCUUAUCGACUGGAUGGCGCAGUGGUGCCGCAAGUGCAUCUACUUAAAGCCCAAGAUCGAGAAGCUCGUACCCGAGUACCCCAAGGUGCGAUUUUUUGUGGUGGAUGUGAACAAGGUUCCCAUGAAGAUGGUGCAGAGGGGGGGAGUCACGAAAAUGCCAACGAUUCAGAUUUGGAAGGAGAACGAGAAGGUGGAGGAAACGGUGGGAGGGGAGGCAGCAUGGUUAGUGCUUGAUAACAUUCGCAAUGCCAUCAAGCGACAGUCAUAA
This is a messenger RNA of Closterium sp. NIES-65, 621 nucleotides long. The record is from the annotation of a GenBank genome assembly. NCBI's taxonomy places the organism in Eukaryota, Viridiplantae, Streptophyta, Zygnematophyceae, Desmidiales, Closteriaceae.